Messenger RNA from Suricata suricatta (meerkat), 722 nucleotides. RefSeq names its product histone H2B-like. Gene Ontology annotation, cellular component: nucleosome. Bases 1 to 579 code for a protein of 192 amino acids. The record is from RefSeq and is a predicted model, not a curated record. The transcript has 3 exons. Gene Ontology annotation, molecular function: protein heterodimerization activity; structural constituent of chromatin; DNA binding. Lineage: Eukaryota; Metazoa; Chordata; Mammalia; Carnivora; Herpestidae.
AUGGCUCGCACGAAGCAGACGGCGCGCAAGUCGACGGGCGGCAAGGCCCCGCGCAAGCAGCUGGCCACCAAGGCGGCCCGCAAGAGCGCGCCGGCCACCGGCGGCGUCAAGAAGCCGCACCGCUACCGGCCCGGCACGGUGGCCCUGCGCGAGAUCCGCCGCUACCAGAAGUCCACGGAGCUGCUGAUCCACUCGUUCGUCAACGACAUCUUCGAGCGCAUCGCGGGCGAGGCGUCGCGCCUGGCGCAUUACAACAAGCGCUCGACCAUCACGUCGCGCGAGAUCCAGACGGCCGUGCGCCUGCUGCUGCCCGGCGAGCUGGCCAAGCACGCCGUGUCCGAGGGCACCAAGGCCGUCACCAAGUACACCAGCUCCAAGAGAACCUCACCUUCGUUGCAAGUUUUGAGACCCGGAGGCCGGCCGAGCGGGGGCAGCAUGGUGGGACCUCCGGCUACCUGGUGGCAACGCGGUGGGGACAGCGAGGUCGGGCCUCCGGGGACGCAAGCGGGGAGCGGAGGAGGAAUGGCCCGAUGGCGCCCUCUGCUGGCCGUCCCGGAGAAAAGGCAAGGUGAGGCUUAGGCGGCCUUCGGUUGCCAUAGAAACUCCUUUAGCGCCUAGGGCACAGAGGUCUUCAAGAAGGGUAAUUUCCAAAAACCAAAGACAAACCAAAAGACCAGGUACUAUUAUAACUCUUAUACGAAUAUAAAAGUUUUGAGACGGUU